Molecule: messenger RNA, 2494 nt
Organism: Nematostella vectensis (starlet sea anemone)
Lineage: Eukaryota; Metazoa; Cnidaria; Anthozoa; Actiniaria; Edwardsiidae
Product: matrix metalloproteinase-17
Exons: 6
Coding region: 129-1784 (551 amino acids)
Biological process (GO): proteolysis; collagen catabolic process; extracellular matrix organization
Cellular component (GO): extracellular matrix
Molecular function (GO): metalloendopeptidase activity; zinc ion binding
Source: RefSeq, a predicted model, not a curated record
GAAGGAAUAGAUAUCUUGAGCCUCAUAAAAGUACGAUCCACUCUCCUGCAAGAGCUAAUACACCCCACAUCAACGAGUACAACACAACUCAAAACUGAAGUCGCCUAGCUACACGGUGUAGAACAGACAUGAAGGUUCUUACAGCGCUUGUUAUUUUUGCUGCUUGUUGCGCACUGUUUACGCUCGCAAGUGCGAAACCUGUGGAAAAACCAGAGAAGCCCAAGAAAGUCAACCCGGCGAGGCUAGUAGAUUAUUUGACGAAGUAUGGGUACUUGAGUCCCAUAGACCCGCGUAAUGGCAAAAUACGGACUGACAAGGAACUUAAAACGGCUAUAAAGACAUUACAGAGAUUUGGUGGUUUCAAGGCCACGGGAGACAUAGAAGACCCCCAUCUCGUCGACCUUCUCAACAGAAGUCGAUGCGGUAUGCCUGACGUCGGCCCUGCUGAUGUGUACAAGAGAAAAAGACGUUACCUUCUGCAGGGAUCCACCUGGAGAACGACGACAUUAAAAUACCGCAUUGAGAACUACACCCCAGAUCUUCCUCGUGAGGAGGUCGAUAACGCUAUCCGCAAUGCUCUGGCGAUGUGGGCAGCGGUGACACCACUGACGUUUAUCGAGGUCUAUGAUCCCCGCAUCGAGGUGGAGAUUCGCAUUCGGUUUGUUACUGGCGAUCACGGGGAUGGGUAUCCCUUCGAUGGUCCAGGGGGGACGCUCGCACAUGCCUUCUACCCGCACGAUAACACAGGUCUGUCGGGAGACGCGCAUUUCGAUGACGAGGAAUACUUCACCCUGCGUACCGAUCACGGGAUUGAUCUCUUUUGGGUGGCCGUGCACGAGUUUGGACACAGUCUUGGACUCGACCAUUCCAGUAACGUGGAUGCAAUCAUGUAUCCCUUCUACCGAGGCUAUGUACCCGACUUCCAGCUUCAUUACGAUGAUAAGGCAGGGGUUCAAGCCAUUUAUGGCAGUAAAACGUCAAUUACUGCGAAAACUGUUGAGCCCGUUACCCCAACAAUCCAUGUAGACCCAACAGAAGCGCCCGGCGUUGCAGACAAGUGCGACCCGAAGGGCUAUUUCGACACAAUUGUGCAGACGGAGGAGGGUUACAGCUACGCGUUCAGGGGCGAGUACUUUUGGCCUAUUGGUGAUACGGGAGCUUGGACAGGUGCUUUGAAAAUCAGUGGUUUCUGGCCCGGGCUCCAGGGCGUGAAAGAUAUCGACGCCGCGUUUUAUCGCAAUCAGGACAAAGUGACGUUCAUCAUCAAGGGAGACAAGUUUUGGAUGUUCAAAAAUCGUACUCCAUUGGAGGGCAAACAAGCUUUGCCACUUUCAGACCCAGAGCUCGCCCUGGACUCAGAGCUCGUUGGUAUGGAUGCCGCGCUUCAAUGGGCCAAAAAUGGCAAAAUCUACUUCUUCAAAGGCGACCGUUAUUGGAGAUACGAUCCUUAUAAAAAGCUGAUCGAUGUUGGUUACCCACGGCUAAUCCAGGAAGGUUGGAACGGAGCUGUACCUGACAAUAUCCAAGCAGCCAUGCAGUGGAAAAACCAGAAAAGUUAUUUCUUCAAAGGCAAUGUUUACUGGGCAGUUGACGAGUCGUCCUUCCCGGUGAAAGUUCUCGAAGUUAACCCACCCUACCCCCGCUCUAUCGCCACCUAUUGGAUGGCCUGUUCCCCUGAGAAACUAGAAGGAGGAAAGAUUUCACCCGUUGGGAAUACAGCUUUUGGGAUAAUCCCCAACUUAGCCGUCUUUUAUAUUACUUUUAUUUUGACAAAGUUGUUUUAGGUAUUCAUCUAUUCAAUGCAUAGUUGUACCUAUACUGAGCCUCAAUAAUGCGGACACCACAAUGCCCCGGGAAGUUUAAGGCGACCGCUAUAUGCUAAAAGAGUAGAGUGAUACCACUAUUUCGCUCUUUCUCUACAUUUUUCCGAGACGUUCUUGAUAAAAAGGGAUAAUUAAGCGCAAUCCAUAGUCUUUUUCAUUCGCCAAGAUUUUGUAUUUUUUCCAUCUUUGUUGAAAUGAUUAUAACCAAUAAGGAUAAGUAAAGGAUUUAUAUCAUUCCUAAUGCUUUUUCGUAUACCUUUUGGUUUAGAAGAAAUACAAUAAUUUUUUCUUCAACCAGGGCGACUUUUUUACAAGUACUAAGAAUAAGGAAAAUAAUCCCGUUUAUCAUAUCAUUAAAGUAGUGCAAUCUAUACGAUUCCAUUCGUCGAUUGAAAUGGCAUAUUAGAUAGAUUUAAUUUAAUUUAAUAAUUUAAUAAUUAGUUUAUUUUUCACUUUCGCAGUCCAUGGACUGAAUUACAGUGACGGUCAAUUACGCAUACAUAUAAAUAUACAUAUAUGUAUGCGUAAUUGACCGAUGCUGAAAGAAUAUCUUUUUAAUAUUUAUUUUAGUGUAUUUAAAAAGUUGUACAUAUGUUAGGAUAUUUAGCUUGUUUCGUUUGUAAGGAAACUUUUAGUUAGGGAAGGCUUUUAAUAAAAUUAAUGAAAAACAA